AUGCGCCCUUGCGGCUUGGACGCUUUACUGGUGAACCUGUCCCUGGGCCACCAGCUGCUGGCGGCAUCUGACAGACCCUUCAAGCUGCUGAGCACUCUGAUCUGGGGGCUGUUUUCUGGGCCUAGCGACCAGGCUGUGGGCUUCCUGGACACCUUCCUGGAGUCCAACUCCAUAUCAAGCACAGAGGUGCUGAGUGCAGAACAGUGGCUGGCGCUCCACACUGCCGGCUUUGUGCUGUUGCUCCCGGUGCUCGGCCUCCCCAGGUGCAGGAUGCUGCUGGUGGCACAGGGCCGCUGCCAGCACCUCGACAUCGUCCCCAUGCAGGAACUGCAGGUCAAUGGGGACAGGCGGUAUCUCCAGAGAGGGAGGGGUAGGAAGGGACUAAGUUUGGGGGAGCAGCACCUUGGGUCUGUGUCCAUCUGCAUCCCCAUCCCCACCCCCGACUGCGGACUUCUGGAGGUGCCCGCCAGGCAAGACUUUCCGCACGCUGACCUGGCUGUGCUGUCCCCAAGCUCCGCCCCCGACGCCCGUCACUGGAGACACGUGCCUAAGGCUCAGAGAGCGUGCACAGAGCUGCGCCCAGGUAUGUAUGUGGGCGUGGUUACUGCUGCUAAAAUACCUGCUCAUCCACCAGACAGCCUAGUGGAGCGCGUGCCCUUUGUCACCGUUACCUGGGGGGUCCUGAGCGAGUACCCGAGCUCCAGCAGGGCCACGGCCAACCUCUGCAUGGACCCCCAGCUCCACCAGCGGUUCCUGUGGGUCCUGGCUGGCAUCCCAACUGGCUGCUGA
Messenger RNA from Lontra canadensis (Northern American river otter), 789 nucleotides. It is a transcript of the gene GPR78, whose product is annotated as G protein-coupled receptor 78. NCBI's taxonomy places the organism in Eukaryota, Metazoa, Chordata, Mammalia, Carnivora, Mustelidae. The record is from RefSeq and is a predicted model, not a curated record.